AAACGCCGGUUGGCCGUAACGGCCGCGGAAAAAACGUGGCCGUAUACGGGCCGCCACGCAAAUAUGUGUCCGGGUGCUCCAGUUUUCCGAUAGCGUGUUAAUAUUUCCCAUGAAAAUGCAACUGCUAAGGCGAAGGCGAAGGCGUAGUCGGAAGGCGUGGAAGCUGCAGCACGGACACGACGCGAACUUUAGCGAUUUGGUGGCAUUAUUUUUGGAUUAAGCAGCGCCAAAUUACAACAGACGAACGAACAACGAACCACGAUUAACGAUUUAAAUUAAGCUACUUACUAGCGGGCAUAUACAGAUUUAUUGAAGCUAGGGUAAAUUGUUUAGAAUUGCCGCAACAACAACAACAUCAACAACAACAACAACAGCAACAACAACAAAAGCGACAACAACUGUUAAGCCUUUAAGCGGCCUAGUCUCUUAAAACUUGCGCUCCAAAAACACUAGGCUUAACUGAAAUUUUAAAAUAUUUUUUUAUCAACGAUAAUUUGAAAGUUUUCGAAGACAAGCCGGACAACAAAUAGCAGAAAGAAGUAGCAGCAGCAACAGCAACAGCAGCAGCGAACAGAAUCGAGCAAAGGCAAGUGAAUAAACAAGCUGAAAAAGAAGCAGCAGAAGCUCAAGUGAAGACAAGCCAAACAACACGAGCAACAACAACAGCAGCAGCAGCAGCAACAGCAACAACUUGAACAAGAGCAACAACUACUGCAAAAUGGCUGCCGUACAACGGAAACUUGUGCACAAGCAAUUCAAUUCACCAAUGGGCCUUUACUCCCAGGAGAACGUUAAGGCCACGCUGAAUCGCGAGCUGAAGGCCUUCGGGGCCGACGGGAUUGAAAUCGACGAUCAAAUCACAAAACCCCUGAACUUGGCCAACUCGGCCGUUCUGCGCGCUGUCGAGGAGGAGGAGCAACAAAUCAAAUGCGGUUACAAACGUGUCGCCUGGCCACCAGCCUCUGAGGAGCGCAUCGUGCGUGAGUUUACACCACAGCCGCCGACACAGAGCCCGGCGCCGGGCAGCGGCGGAUACUAUCCACAGUCUGCCGGUCAGCCAGUGCCCAGUGCUGCUCCAGCUCAGGGACCCAUUUAUAACAACGUUCAGCCACGAACCCAGCCUGAACAGCACCAACAACCACAACAACCACAACAGCCACAACAAUACCAACAAUCCGCCCAAAAUGUAUAUGGCCCAACCACUAACUAUGCGUCAAACGGUUACGCACCAGCAACAGUUGCUGCAGCACCUGUAGCCCAAGCCCCAGCUAAUAACUAUAACUAUCCACAACAACCCGUCCAAUACACACAGGCUCAGUUCGAUAGACAACCCUCGAGGGAGCCUGUGCAGGCGCCUGCCGCCUCCUACCCACAGCAACAACAGCAGCAACAGCAACAGUUGCCGCCGCAGCAGCAACAGCAAUACCAGCCGACUUACCAACAGCAACAGCAGCCGCCCAUUCACGCCGUAGACAAUGCGGGUGCCGGUUGGAAGCAUAUAGGCGCUCCGGCGCCCAAGACACACAGCGACUUCAAUGCUGGCGGUGUUGCACCCACAACUGCCUAUGCGCCCUAUCAGCAACAGCAGCACCAACUGCAGCAGCAACAAUAUCAACAACAACAUUAUCUACAGCAGCAGCAACCACAGCAACAAUAUGGUGCGCCGGCCUACGACAACUAUCAGCAGCAAUACCCCCAACAACAACAGCAGCAGCAGCAGCCGACAGCUCCGCCGCACUGGCAACAGCAGCAACAGCAGCCGCAGCAGCAGCAGCCGCUGCCACAGGCACAGCAGCAAUAUCAGGCUCCAUACCAGACGUCGGCUUACCAACAGCCACAACAACAACAACAACCACAAAAUUAUCCACAGCAAAAUGGUGGCACUAACUAUGCUCAACCACAAUACAAUUCUUAUUCGCAGCCUCAGCAGCAGCAACAGCCCCUGCAACAACAGCAGCAACAGCCACUGCAGCAGCAACAACAGCUGCCCUACUCGCAGGAUCAGACUGAUCUGCAGCACGGCUAUCGUGGCGCCAGUCCUGGCAUCAUAACGCUGCGCAAGGAGGCGCCCGUCUCACAGAAGCCAGCGCCAGUUUACACUUCGCAGCCAGCCGCCGUCAGCUAUCAGGGAGGCAGCAAAUUGCGCGGAGAUUUGAAAUGGCCACCACCGGAGUACAAGGAGGCUGCUGCACGCGAAAACGAGGAACGUCGCCUGUUGGCGUUGGGCCCCGUUUGCCGUCCCCGAAGAGUCAAUCGUGACUACACUUCCUUCUUUGCCAAGCACCAACUGAACAACGGCUAUCCCAGCUACAAGGUGCCACCAGGCACCCAGCACAUGUUUGGAAUUUAAGCAACAGCUCAAAUUGUGGCUAGAUAAAGAAGGAGCAUCAACAGCUCAAAAAGCAAUGGAAAAUUUGAUCAAUGGAACCCACUUCAUAUAAUAAUAAUAAUAAAAAACGACUAUGUAUAUGUUACUAAAACGACGACUAACGAAUCAAACUAUAUACUAUAAAAACUAUAUAUGUAUAUUGUUAUACUAAUUUUAAACGUUACUAACAAAGCAACUUUAUAUACGUAUCUAUCUAUCAUUAUUUAUAUAAUUAUGCCAAACGAAACGAUUAUCAGGGUACGAAGUACGCCUUCUAUACUUCUAUAAACACUUCAGAGCUCAUAUUUCGUAUGAUAUAUGGGGCGCUGUAUGUGAAAGAGAAUAGGAUUUUAUUUUUGUAUGCUGCAUAGCAUAUUGGAGCAUAUGCAUAACAUAGAUACAAAUACUUAUGAAGUAUGCCUUUAUGUUUGCCAAUUAUGUUUAAGUUGACAAUUAAUAUGAUACUACUAGCAACAACGAGACCUAGCAAAUGAAAUGGAUAUGAUAUGGAAUAUGAAACCUUGUUAUGCAAAUACUUUUAAAAAACCCAAAAACAAAACAAAAAAAAAAACGAACUAACAUAUCUAGCAAUCUAUUAUAUAUAUAUACUUAUCGCAAUGUUUUACUUUAUAGACCGCGCGGGCAGCCACGCCUAGAAACACGCCCAUUGCGCCCAUGCUUAAGACAAUAUAUUUGGGUUAGUUUACUGUAAAUUGAAUCGAUAGAGCCCACAUAUAUGUUCUAGAGUCUGGGCCUGCUCAGGGUUGGAUUUUUAGGCGCUGCCUCGCAGUGCGUCGCAAUUGUUAAAAUAGUUUGAGUUUGCAUGAUUUUUUGUCUAUAUUUUGUUCUAUAUCUACACAGAUAUUUAUGUUUAUUUACGAUUAUAUUGUUAACGAGCAUAUUAUAAAAAAAUGUCAAUGGUCCGUUGAGUAAGUUAUGUGCCAAGCAUGAUAUGAUAUGGCAAUUCAGUGAGUUUAUCAAAUGUCAAAAUCACAAUCAAAUCAAAUAUGUAAUUGUCUCUGGGCGACACGUACAGGGCCGCAUAGCAGCUCGCUCCUUGCCGGCAGGCAAUAAUAUGAGGAUGCCUUUGCCUGCUGCACGAGCGGGGAGAUCUGAGCUUUGUGCGCGCCCUGAGGUGCCGCCUGGAUGAAACCCAACACUCUGACUUACCCAAAACAAACAAAAAAGAAAAAACCAAAAUAUGACCAACAAAUGUCAAAAGAAUGAAAUUGACGUUAUGUUUACAAUUUGUUGUAUAACAAUGAGAGCUAUGAACACUAAAAUCAAAUAAAUGGCUAGUUUUUGAAUACUCGCGACGAGAGAA
This is a messenger RNA of Drosophila novamexicana, 3692 nucleotides long. Its product is annotated as altered inheritance of mitochondria protein 3. Bases 719 to 2350 code for a protein of 543 amino acids. NCBI's taxonomy places the organism in Eukaryota, Metazoa, Arthropoda, Insecta, Diptera, Drosophilidae. The transcript has 8 exons. The record is from RefSeq and is a predicted model, not a curated record.